Messenger RNA from Daldinia decipiens, 1875 nucleotides. Its product is annotated as lariat debranching enzyme, C-terminal domain-containing protein. The transcript has 3 exons. NCBI's taxonomy places the organism in Eukaryota, Fungi, Ascomycota, Sordariomycetes, Xylariales, Hypoxylaceae. The coding region runs from base 1 to 1875 and encodes 624 amino acids. Gene Ontology annotation, cellular component: nucleus. Gene Ontology annotation, biological process: mRNA splicing, via spliceosome. Gene Ontology annotation, molecular function: RNA lariat debranching enzyme activity. The record is from RefSeq and is a predicted model, not a curated record.
AUGUUGAUUCUAUCGAGCAGGUGUUUCCCGUGGCGCUCGGGAGCAACGCCGUUAUUAUUGUCAAUCAGCGCUAAAAUACACCGUCGUUCUGCACCUCUUAUCGUCAUAAGAAACCAACUUCGAUAUAAGUCCUAUCCAAAGAAAUCAAAACAGAAAGGUACCAAUAAACAGAAAGCCAUGGAGAGUAAUUUGCACGAAGAAGACGGCGUCCGAAUUGCUUUUGAAGGCUGCGGUCAUGGCACACUCGACGCUAUCUAUUCCUGUGUAAAUUCUUCUUCUAAACAUAGAGGAUGGGAUGGCGUAGAUCUUCUCAUAAUUGGAGGUGAUUUCCAGGCUACUCGCAAUGCAGCAGAUCUCUCGGUCAUGGCGGUGCCGCCCAAGUAUCGCCAACUCGGGGACUUCCCAGCAUACUACAGCGGUGCCAAAAAAGCACCAUACUUGACCAUAUUCAUCGCUGGAAACCAUGAGGCCAGCUCGUACCUGUGGGAAUUGUACUAUGGUGGUUGGGUCGCGCCAAAUAUCUAUUAUAUGGGGGCUGCUAACGUGCUGCGCUUUGGCCCGCUACGCAUUGCCGCAAUGAGCGGUAUUUGGAAGGGCUACGAUUACCGCAAGCCGCAUCACGAACGCCUACCCUUCAACCAGGACGAUAUUAAGAGCUUUUAUCACGUACGUGAGUUCGACGUACGCAAGCUCUUACUGCUUCGGGAGCAAGUCGAUAUUGGAUUAAGCCAUGAUUGGCCAAGGGAAAUAGAGAAGCAUGGCGAUUCCUCUGCAUUAUGGAAGAUGAAACCUGAUUUCAAGCAGGAAAGCAUUGACGGCACUCUAGGGAAUCCGGCAGCUACAUAUGUGAUGGAUAGACUGAGGCCGGCGUACUGGUUCUCUGCACACCUGCACUGCAAAUUUGCUGCUGUGAAAACAUAUGAACCUCCAAACGACGCAGAGACAUCUUCUAACGAACUGGCGGCGAAGCAGGAAGAAGCUGCACCGACCGCCUCGGAAGAGGCUGCCGCAAACCCCGAUGAGAUUGACUUGGAUAUGGAGGAUGACGAAGACGGCCACUCUCCAAUACCAACAGAAUCUGCCGAUGUGGUUGACUCUACACAACCCACAAACACAACCGCAGUAGGCGGAGUAUCUGAUGAACUUCGCGCACAGCUCCCAGCAUCAUUUGCCGGACCGGCACCGUCCCAACCCAAGGUCAUCCCGGGGCAACCUGUCCCACCCACGAUAACAAAUACCACUACUCGCUUCCUUGCAUUAGACAAAUGUCUCCCGAAACGCAAGUUCGUUCAACUUUGUUCCGCAAUACCCGUUGACCCCUCAAACCUAACUACAUUUCCACCAUCGACCAAUCCAAAACAACGCUACCAUCUACAAUACGAUCCGGAGUGGCUUGCCAUAACGCGUGUCUUUGCACCAUAUCUAACCAUAGGCGAUCCCGCGGCUCAAACGCCCCCUGACGAGGGUGAAGCGGCAUAUCAGCCAAUGAUAGAUCGCGAGCGCGCCUGGGUAGAAGAAAACAUAGUCCGCACCGGUAAGCUAGACGUACCUGAUAAUUUUACUCUCACCGCUCCGCCACACCGACCAGCACUCGACCCUAAGACGGUCAAAUACCAGCCGGAUGAAUACACGAACCCUCAGACUGCGGCUUUUUGCGAGUUGGUCGGAGUGCCGAAUCUCUGGGACGCGAGCCCUGAGGAAAGGGCGGAGCGAAAGGAGAAAGGGCCGUCGCCUGUAGCACCAAGGGUUAAUCAGGGCGGUGGGGGGUCUAAAGGGGGAAGAGGUGGUGGCCAUAAAGGUGGUUUCAAUAGAGGAGGACGGGGUGGGGGUCGAGGUGGUGGCCGAGGGGGAUCGCGGGGUGGGUGGAUGAAAUGA